AUGAUCUACACAAACACUGAUCUGGCAGGGGUUCGGUCCUUCGUGCCAGAGCAGGAGAUGGAGGUGAGGAUCAUUGGUGGUGUGGAGGCCUGGGCCCACUCCUGGCCAUGGCAGGUAUCCCUACGCUUUACCACCAUGCCAGCCUGUGGUGGUGCCAUCAUCGCCCCUCAGUGGGUUCUGACUGCCGCACACUGCUUCAAGCAGUAUAACAAAGUGGAUUUCUGGACUGUGAUGGUGGGAAAACACGACCUUGAGAAUCCUAAUGAAGAAUGUCAACAGUUGGUUGCAAUCUCAAAAAUAGUCACCCACAAGGAUUACAACCGCAUGACAAAGAUGCAUGACAUUGCCCUGGUGAAGAUGAAGACCCCGCUGGUGUUCAACCAGUGUGUGAGACCCAUAGAGAUAUGGAUGGGGCCAAUCGAACCCAAAAAGCAAUGCACAGUGACCGGCUGGGGCACCACCAGAGAGAAUGGGCCUCGUGCCAACAGACUCCAGGAGGUUAAUGUGACCUGCCUGUCCCCAGAGGACUGUAACAAGUUCUACCGUGGUGUAGUUCAGCCCACCAUGUUCUGUGCUGGAGACCCUGAAGGAGGCAUAGACGCCUGCCAGGGUGACUCAGGUGGACCUCUGUCCUGCUACACAGGGUCCAGGUAUGAGUUGGCUGGAGUGGUCAGCUGGGGAGUGGGCUGUGGUAGAGCCCAGAGGCCUGGGGUCUAUACUAAAGUACAGGUCUACCUAGACUGGAUCAAUGAAUUAAUUCAAGAGAGUUGUGGUCAGAGUAAGAUAUUGACCUGCCGGCUGGAUUCCCGCCCGGCAGGGGUGUAUGUGACCUUGGAGGGUGAGGUGCGGGUGGGGAGUGUGACAGAGGCGUGCGCCAACUCCUGGCCCUGGCAGGUCAGUCUGCAGUCCAAAGGGAGACAUUACUGCAGCGGGACCCUGAUCCACCACCACUGGGUCCUGGCACCGCAACACUGCCACAGCAAAGCUACAGUUGACACCGUGGUGCUGGGAGGUCACGACCUGAGGUUCAUGGCUGCCCAGACCAUCCCGGUGGACGAGGUGUUCAGCCACCCCCACGACGGAACCUUCCCUUCGACCUCUGACCUCACACUCAUCAAGCUCAGUGUUCCAGCUCGAUUUGAUGACACAGUGUCUCCAGUUUGCCUCCCACAUGAGGAUGUGAAGCUGGAUGACAGCUGGUCCUGUGUGACAACAGGCUGGGGAUCCAGCAAAUCGGCACGUAUCGAAGGUUAG
Messenger RNA from Salvelinus namaycush (lake trout), 1254 nucleotides. It is a transcript of the gene ovch1, whose product is annotated as ovochymase 1. Gene Ontology annotation, molecular function: serine-type endopeptidase activity. The coding region runs from base 1 to 1254 and encodes 417 amino acids. Lineage: Eukaryota; Metazoa; Chordata; Actinopteri; Salmoniformes; Salmonidae. The transcript has 10 exons. The record is from RefSeq and is a predicted model, not a curated record. Gene Ontology annotation, biological process: proteolysis.